UUGUUUUUCAUUGGCCCUAAUCCUCUUCCGUACGCAAAUAAGGGGUUAACGCAGCAUUUGCUUGCGCUUUCCCGGAACAAGUGGAAUCUGGAAAGUCCUCCUCGGUCAACAGACGUCACCCACCACUUGAUCGAAGUAUACUGUAUUCCAUCGACUUAAUCUACACGAAGAAACAAGCAGGAUGUCCGUAACCAUGACCAAGGCUGACGGGGUCGUAAUGCUGACGCUCACCAGCAACCCCAAAAGUAGCUGGCCGCCCCUGUGCCAAAUAUUGGGGGGCCUGUGCUAUAGCCCCGUGUGCUGCUCGGUGUCGCGGCACCUGAGGACCAUCAUGGGGACCUCUCAUUCCGUACUGGGGGCGCUGCACAUAAUGGUGGGCUUGCUCAACAUAGGCCUGGGGGCCAUCCUCAUGUCCCUGGGGCCCGCCUCCAGCUGGCAAAUGGACUCAUCUGCCUUCCCUCAUUGGUUGGGAGCACUGUUCAUCCUCUUCGGCACCAUCAGCAUUUUCUCUGAGAAGUUCCCCAGUCCGUGUCUGGUGUUGCUCAACGCCCUUCUGAAUUUAUCAGGAAUCGGCUUCGCCAUCGCUGGCAUCGUCCUUUACGCAAUCAACGCGUCCCAAAUAUACCUCUGGGACAUAUGCCGAGAUGAUGACUAUUAUUGGUCCAGACACCACGCCACCACCCUGAGCCCAAGUCCCGCAGAGCAGUACUACCAGAAGCGCUGCUCGGAAGGGAGAUACCUCAUUCUCAUGCUGAUCAAAGCCAUCAAUGGCAUUGCUAUAGUGCUCUGCGUGCUGGAACUCUGCCUGGUUAUCAGUUCCUGUGUACUGGCCUUCAAAUCGCUGUGUCACCCCAGCAGCGGCCAGCAAGACGGCAACCAGCAGCAGAGCCGUGAUGACCCGGAAGGUGGAUUCAAGCCACUCCUGGAGGAAGUCGAGGCCUAACAUGCACCGUAGUCUUUACAUUUGUCUUUUUCAACGUGCACCUUAUAUCUACCGAAUGCACUCGCAUGUCUGGAGUAUAAAAU
Hippocampus zosterae (dwarf seahorse) is the source of this 1026-nucleotide messenger RNA. Its product is annotated as membrane-spanning 4-domains subfamily A member 8-like. The record is from RefSeq and is a predicted model, not a curated record. Lineage: Eukaryota; Metazoa; Chordata; Actinopteri; Syngnathiformes; Syngnathidae. Gene Ontology annotation, cellular component: membrane. The transcript has 6 exons. The coding region runs from base 182 to 943 and encodes 253 amino acids.